UGCUCAAUAAUGCAUUUGAAAAGGGAAUUAGAGGCAGAAUACACCAUUUCCUUCCAUUUAGAGCUACUUUGCUUUUGCCUUUGGCUUCAUCAUCACUUCGCAGUAGGAAAUCACUCAAACUAAUAAAACGCAGCUGACGUGAUGUUCGGAUAGGAAUGGAUCUGAAGUAUUCCUUUUUCCCCCAACAUCAUUGGAACAUUAGAGAAGCGCUCACAGUACCAGUGGGCAGUGGGCCAAAUGGACCCUUUUACAACGCAAAGGAUAAUUUUUCCUAGAGGCUCGCUUCUGACGAAGAAAGCAAACUGCUCCCACACCCAGGACGAGAAUACAAUGUUUACACCCUGACUCCACGUAGGAACUAUACUUUUUUUUUUAUUAUUAUAAUUUUUUUGUAGACAUUAAGUCACUUUGACCUCCAGUUGUGAGUUGCUGCGUUUAUAUUUCUUGAGAAAAUCAGGUUUGUCAGACCCGGUGCGUUUUUUUGUAUGUGAUGCAAUGGAGCAGAUGGCAGCUGAAACCACUCUGAAAGCUGAAAUGGAAGACAAAGGAGUAGCGAACUUAAAGGAGGACAACCCUGCGUGGGCUAGAGAAGAAAGAUUCCGAAAUGUGAAUGCCUCUGCAGAAGACAAACAAGGAGAAACCAGUGGAGAUCCUAAGCGGCGAGGUGAUGGCCUUUUCGCUCUAAACGAGAGCCAAAGGAAAUCUUUGUCUCCUUCAUCUGGCACAACAAAUGAUCUGACUUCCCCUCCUAAGAGCACCAUGGGAGUUGACUGUGCUGACAUUGUCCUGAACUGCCUCUUCUGCCGGUUUCACGACAUGAUCCCCAUCCUGCCUGAUUGCUGCCAGGGACUCACCAGUCAUUGUUGGCCAAGCUACAGGCAUGUCGACCACACUGGAGAGUCUUUGCACAGUGACGACAAUGACUCUUGUGUGGAACUGGAUUGUGGUUUGUUUGGGAACUGCCACGAUGCGAGCGACUGUCUGGAACUGGCUAUGGAGGUUUCUGAAAUAUGCUACCAUUAGGGGGAACCCCAAAGUCUGUGAGAAAGAGCAACGUCUCAGGACUAAAAUUAGCAGGGAAUAAUAAGGGGAAGUUUGAUGUUUACAUAGAUCUAUGUAUUAGUGCUCAGAUGGUUGUCAUGAGAUU
Molecule: messenger RNA, 1147 nt
Organism: Poecilia latipinna (sailfin molly)
Lineage: Eukaryota; Metazoa; Chordata; Actinopteri; Cyprinodontiformes; Poeciliidae
Gene: mdfic2
Product: MyoD family inhibitor domain containing 2
Exons: 3
Coding region: 496-1023 (175 amino acids)
Source: RefSeq, a predicted model, not a curated record